Messenger RNA from Penicillium arizonense, 1458 nucleotides. Its product is annotated as PQ-loop repeat-containing protein. NCBI's taxonomy places the organism in Eukaryota, Fungi, Ascomycota, Eurotiomycetes, Eurotiales, Aspergillaceae. The record is from RefSeq and is a predicted model, not a curated record. The transcript is spliced from 7 exons. The coding region runs from base 1 to 1458 and encodes 485 amino acids.
AUGGCAGCCAUCGCCUCACAAGUACUUCCUACCACAACGAAGCGAGACUUCACCUCGUUCUGCGACGAGUGCAACUCUGCUCCCCGCAUAAACCAACUUCUCAACUGGUUCGAAUCCACAGCCCGGGGUCAGACCGGGCGGACAAUCAAGAACCCAGAAGUCGACAAAAGAUUGUUCGACAAAGCAUUGCUGGAGCAAAAUGGCGAGCGUUUCGCUCAGUUCCUGGAGGUCUUUAAUACCAUUAAGCAAUCUUCGCUUUUCGUAAACCACUAUUAUGCCAGUAUUCCCUAUCGGAUUGAGGAAAACUGCCGGCUGGGAAAUGCAGUUAUUCACUACAGCCAGCAAGUGCCUAGCCGUCCACUUCUGUAUCGCUCUGUCGGUACCGGUGACAGUAGCAUGGCACGCUCUGUCGCCGAAUUUUCUGAAGGGAGCGUGGAAGCCCUCUGCUGCAGCCCUAAUGAGAUGAGCGCACUCAAUUUUGCGAUUAACGGAGAUCCGCCCACGCCACCUUCUUCCAUGGGCCUUUCCACCUUUGCUUCCGGAUUCGACAUCAUCGUCGAAGAUACGACGUUUCAGAUGUACUCGCCAAAUCGCGACGAACAAGUUGGGUUUGUCGUCCAGUCUCUGAAGGAGGACGGUAUUUUCGUUUUCGUUGAGAAGUUCCGACAUGCAGACAUAGACGAAUAUGAGAGACGUGAGUUACAGAAGGAUUACGGAUUCAAAGCGCGGUACUUCAGUAGUAGUGAGGUCGCCGCGAAAGGAAAGGACGUCCUUGUUACUAUGAGUCAAAACCAGGUCACUCUUGACGAUAUGGCGGCUAUCCUCCAGGGAUACUUCCAGCAUUGCUCGAUUACUUUGAACAGCGGCAACUUCUACACUCUCGUGGCUAGCAACAAUCCGUCCCUGGAGAUGAACAACCCAGUAGCCGAAAAUGUGCUCGGCACUCUGGGCGCGGUUUGCUGGUCGAUCCAGCUUCUCCCUCAGAUUAUCAUCAAUUACAGGAGACAUGAUACCGAAGGCCUCCAAGGAUCCAUGAUGCUAUUAUGGGCCUCGGCGGGGGUUCCACUGGGCGUGUACAACAUUGUUGAAGAAUUUAAUAUUGCGCUUCGGGUUCAGCCUCAGAUAUUAACUACUUUGAGUUUGAUUACCUGGGCUCAGUGUUUGUAUUAUGGGAAGAAAUACUCGAUCGUGAAAUGCAGUGCUGCGGUUACUUCCCUGCUUCUGAUACUAGGUGGUAUUGAAGUAGGGCUUGUUUUUGCUUUGCGCGCUGCAAAGGAUCAGGGGCUUGAGUGGCCUCUUAUUCUUAUGGCCGUUUUGAGUGCUUGUCUGCUUGCCGCCGGUGUUCUAAGGCAUUAUUGGGAUAUCUAUGUUCACCGGACUGUUCGGGGGAUUAGCUUUAUCUUUGUUGGGAUUGAUGCUGCUGGGGAUUUGUUCUCCCUGGUCUCUGUUUUCUAUUGA